CAUGUUUCCAUCACUCCACAUUUUCUGAUCCGAUAUGGCCAGGCACCGAUAUCACUGCAUGCGCGUAAAAUCCAAAAGAGUUUCAGCGUCCAAAUCAAUGAUGAGCUGCAGACUGGAUUGAAAGCAGGCAUAACAGCCGAGUUCCCAAUCCUUGGCUGGCAGCGUAGCGUAGCGGCCGCAUUCCGUCCCGCUUCCCCCUCCUGCUCAUCGACUUCCCAGCAUCCACCGGCUCCCUUAUCACCACAACAACAAACAAAACAACAGCAGUUGAUUUUGUCUCUGUCGACAUCUUCUUUCGCUGAGCCCGGCCUCCUCCCAAAUCCUUCCACUGCACCAUUUCUCCAAUUCUCAAUAUUUCAACCAGUUCGUCACAAUGGCCGCCGUCGCGAGCCAGACAACACAAACAGGACAAGAUGAGGUUACUGACCUCAGCAAGCAAUAUGAUACCCCAAUGGGCCUUGCACACACAACGAUGCAAGCUCUGAAAGACCGCAUCAAGCUUCAUUAUGACCUGGCGAGCGACUACUACCUAAACCUGUGGGGAGAGCAUAUUCACCACGGCUACUGGGCCACAGACGAGGCCAAGGCCAAGGACACCAAGGAAGUUGCCCAGGUCAACCUAAUCCGCCUCCUCCUUGAAAUCUCCAAGGUCUCAGAGGGCGCUCGUGUUCUCGAUACUGGCUGUGGCAUUGGCGGCACCUCGCGCUUCCUCGCCUCCGAGUUGGGAUGCACCGUAACCGGCAUCACCAUCUCCACCAAGCAAGUUGAAAUGGCGACCAGGUUGACCAAGGCCGAGGCCGCUAAACAGAUCCAGGGUGACGACAAGACCGUCACCCCAGAUGCCGAUGGCUUCAUUGCGCUCGGAAAGGGCAAGGUCAGGUUUCUUGAGCUCGACGCCGAGAAGAUGGGCGAGUAUUUCGCCUCGGACGCCGGCACUUUCGAUGCUGUGUGGAUCAGUGAAGCUUUGAGCCACUUUCCCAACAAGGCUCUUUUCUUCCAGAAUGCCUUCAAGGUUCUCAAGCAGGGCGGAAAGCUGGUUCUUGCCGACUGGUUCAAGGGCGAAGAACUCAACCAAACGCAGUUUGACAAUGACAUCAAACCUAUCGAAGACGGCAUGCUGCUCCCGCCUCUGUGCACCCAGCCCGACUAUGUUAAGCUCGCUACAGAUGCUGGACUCAAAGUCUUCCAUGAGCCCAAGGAUAUUAGCAAGGAUGUCAGCAAGACAUGGGACAUUUCCUGGUCGCUGGUACAAAACCCUUCUUUGUGGGCUUUUGCCUUCAGCCAGGGCAGAGACGGCAUCGCCUUCCUGCAAGCCUUCCGCGCGAUGAGGAGAGGAUACUCCAAUGGCAGCUUCCGAUACGCCGUCAUGUCAUUCCAGAACACCCCUGCUCCUGUUAUCACUACAGUCCGAGAGCAAAGCUACCCCACCUCAAUUGACAUCUCCCGACCCCAGCCCCCGCCCCCGCCUGCUCAACUCUUAUCCUCCGGUCCGGUCCGGUCCGACCCGAGUAAAAUCAUGGCAACAUAUCCGCAACCCCGGAAUCAACGCGGCUCGGAGCUCGGCAUCUUAGUUCCACCUCGAAUGGACGUUGGCGAGCUUCGGAUUUCGAAGACCGAAAACAGGAUCAGCGGAUGGUCACCGAAUGCAUGA
Molecule: messenger RNA, 1651 nt
Organism: Neurospora hispaniola
Lineage: Eukaryota; Fungi; Ascomycota; Sordariomycetes; Sordariales; Sordariaceae
Product: S-adenosyl-L-methionine-dependent methyltransferase
Exons: 5
Coding region: 374-1651 (425 amino acids)
Biological process (GO): methylation
Molecular function (GO): S-adenosylmethionine-dependent methyltransferase activity
Source: RefSeq, a predicted model, not a curated record